Molecule: messenger RNA, 1908 nt
Organism: Culex pipiens pallens (northern house mosquito)
Lineage: Eukaryota; Metazoa; Arthropoda; Insecta; Diptera; Culicidae
Exons: 4
Coding region: 487-1347 (286 amino acids)
Source: RefSeq, a predicted model, not a curated record
CAAAUUAAAUGUACUGUUUGUGGUAACCCCAUGUUACCAUCGGCGUACCCCUCGCCAGUGCGAUGUUAUUUGAUACGAAUUGUAAAACUUUGAAUUACAGAUCACUCCCACAGUGACCGUACGAAGCACAAGACACGCGUCUCCUUUUUCUCCUCCAUCCGAACUCUUCUCUAACCUCACGGGUUAGCUCAGUGGCGACGAGGAAAAGUAGAAGUUUUUGGGUUUUUUUCGCACAAGUUGGUGCAGCGUGACGUUUUGUUGCUGGAGUAAGGACGUGCCGUUCCGGAUUGCAGUUUUUUUCAACGUUUUCAUCGGAGUUUCAUUCCCGGCGGAACGAGCAUCAGCAUCGGACGGAGGACGCGCAUUUGACGGACUUCGCAGUUUAGAGUUUUUUUCUGGUGGAGUUUUUUCCCGCUUGGUUUUGCCAAGGAGGUGUCGUUUACGGGUGAAGUUGGUUUUUCCAGAAAACUGCAUUCGAACUCAAAAAUGCCGUUUAGUAUCGAGCCAUUCAUCCCCGGCGCCGUUUCGUUUUUGCAAUUCCUAGAGCAAUUGGAAUGGGUUUUCGAGCAUCAUAAAGUGUCGAGUGAUGAAGACAAAAGAACGUCGUUUAUGGCGACGUGUAAUCGCGAGGUUUAUUCGGAGAUUAAGCGUUUGUUCCCCGGUAAAGAUCUUAAGAAGCUCACGUUUAAGGAAAUUACGGAAGCGUUGCAAAAGCGUUACGACAAGUCGGUUGCUGGUUUUAUUCAGCGAUUCAACUUCUACAAUCGUGUUCAAGGGUCAAACGAGUCGGCAGAGGAUUUUAUCUUGGACGUGAAGCAGCAAGCGGAGUUGUGUGAUUUCGGCGACUUUAAGAACACAGCGAUCCGCGACAAGCUGAUUUGCGGGAUGGCCGAUUCCGUUUUGCAAGAAUCGUUGUUUGAUGAAGAAGAUCUGUCCUUGUCCCGAGUUGAAAAGUUGAUCCUGAAUCGUGAAGCCAACAACGCGAGGAAGAAGAUAAUAGCUGGUGACAGACAUGCCAGUGUGUUGAAUCGUCUUGGCAGACGUGACGGAGCACCUGCUUACAAGGGUCGGUCUCGUAGCAGAGGGCGCGAUCUACGAGGAAGGAGCAGGAGUCGUUCUGGACGAGAUUGGCUGGACGUUUUCUUUCCGGGUUGGCGCAACACGUUUGGAGAGACCAGCAGGGUGAAUCAGGUGGCAAAUACGGCGGAUCAAGUUUUAGCUGAGAUUGAGAGUUUCCCUGGGUGGUCGGACGUAUCUCGCUCAUCGCAAUCAGCUGAAAGAAGCGCCGAAGGAGGACUAUCAGCGGAAGGUCGUGUUCACGGCACGGAGCGAGCGUCGAGGUACUAAAAGGGGGAGAGAGCGGUACGGUGAUGCUGCUUACGAGGAUGGAGAGGACAGUUUUUACGGGUUUGCUGCGGAUUCGUUCGUCUUCGCUGAAGAUUCGAAUGAUGGUGUUGAUGUCGACAUGGAGGUUGACAUGGAACGAGAAGGAGUUUCAAGGCUGUCGAGCGUUGAUCGUGAGUCGCAGAUUCGCGACGAUCCAGUCGAAGGAAGUUCCACACAAAGGCUCCCGGAUUUUUCUGUCCCAUCGAUCGAUAAUCGUGCAGUAGCGCGUCGUUCGACGCGAUCGAAACGUUACAAGAAAGAUAAAGAUUUCGUUUAUUAUUAGGUUUUUUUUUCCUUUGUUGAAUUGUUUAGUUUGUUUAAAGGUUUUUCCUAAUAGCUAAGUUGUUUAACAUUCUGAAUUAGUUAAAUAAUGUUGAUUAUAUUUAGUUGUUUACUUAAGGGUGAGAACUGUGGUAACCCCAUGUUACCAUCGGCGUACCCCUCGCCAGUGCGAUGUUAUUUGAUACGAAUUGUAAAACUUUGAAUUACAGAUCACUCCCACAGUGACCGUACGAAGCACAA